This is a messenger RNA of Ilex paraguariensis (yerba mate), 627 nucleotides long. The record is from the annotation of a GenBank genome assembly. NCBI's taxonomy places the organism in Eukaryota, Viridiplantae, Streptophyta, Magnoliopsida, Aquifoliales, Aquifoliaceae.
AUGGCCAAGCUCAGUUUUCUUCUCUUUUUCACUCUUUCUCUCUUAGUCCUCUCUGCUUCUGCCAGAAAUGUCGCCUCAAAAAAGCUCACAAGCUCUACCUUAGGUCUCGACAAUGGCGUCUUCAAGCCCACAAGGAACUACACCCAUGUCUGUGAUGCUUCAAGGUUUGCAGACCUUGGGCUGGACAUGAAGGACUUUGCCUUCUGCGACUCUUCUCUCUCAUAUGAGAUUAGGGUUAAGGACUUGAUUGACAGGAUGACAUUGGCGGAGAAGGUGCAGCAGAUUGGGGACACCGCUCUUGGGGUGGCGAGGAUUGGACUGCCCAAGUACGAGUGGUGGUCGGAGGCUUUGCACGGCGUGUCGAACGUUGGCCAGCAGGGGAGCGUAGCUAGCUUCUUUGAUGAUGUUGUUCCUGGAGCAACCAGCUUUCCUACUGUUAUUCUCACCACUGCUUCUUUCAAUGAAUCCAUGUGGAAAACCAUUGGCCAGGGGAGCGUAGCUAGCUUCUUUGAUGAUGUUGUUCCUGGAGCAACCAGCUUUCCUACUGUUAUUCUCACCGCUGCUUCUUUCAAUGAAUCCAUGUGGAAAACCAUUGGCGAGGUGAAUCUAUUCAAUGAUUGUGAUUGA